CAUCAAUUUCAACAAACGUCGAGGUCAUCUGUUUGGAAACAAACUACCGUUCUACUCCCACAGCAACCGGGCCUUUUAAUCCUUGCUUCUAGGCACCAAUACGAGAUGGCCGGCACAUGUUAUCUAUUGACCAUCCAAUAAUCACAACGAGGGUCGUGGGAUAGCCUUGGACAAACUUUGAUCUUUUUUUUUGUUCUUUCAUUGCCAAUCAGGCAAAGAAUACAAAAAGGAAUAUUGAUAUCGACUGCCAAGACUCUAAUGGUUCGCCUAGCGCCUUUCCUGGAGGCAGAUGCACAUCGGGUUUUGUGCUACUUUUACGGAAACAAUCCGUCUUUCCUUUUGGCUUGAUUUUAGGCCGACUUAACCUUCUUUGGAGCCUGCCGCCAGUCGCGGAUGCCGUCAGCUUUUAGAUAUCAGACGACCCCUCCCGCUCCCGUCCCCGUUCCCAGCAACUAUUUGACAAACUACACCCGAACCCUAUCUGCCCUCAGUUUGAUGGGCGACCGGGACAGACGGUGAAGCUGCCUUGGUCUGUUCGGGCCUCGCUCGUUUCUUUGCAUCGUCAGUCAACAUGGUUGAUUCCAAUAGGGGGGAAGAUGCCGCCAUCGCGUCUCAAAUCCUAUCACGAGCUUCCACAAGCGACGAAGACGGCAAUCCAUCCACAGUACUGGACAUGAUGGAAGAAUCAUCUCAACAAGAUGCUGCCGACAGCAAAUGGGAGGGUUCUUUGGAAGUUACUGCAUACGAGACCUCGUCGCAGGCCCAGAACGGACGGACACUCCUGCCAUUCCCAUUAGCAAAAGCGGUCACAUACACGACGCAGUCAGCAAGUAGAUGUCUUCAAGUAGGAACCUCUGUGGGCUCGCUCGCUUUCAGAAUCAGCAGAUAUGCUACCUUGAGCGGAAUCAACCUGAGCCGCCACUGGGUUGAGGGUAUCAUCACCCGCGCCGGCAAGGACGUCAUGGCCGUUAGCAGGUCAGAUUUCAGUCGUGCGCAGACGGCGGGCUUUGUGGAACGCGGUUUGACCAACAUUCACACCUCCAUUACUGCCGUCGCCCUGGCCACCUCGGCAUGCUUUCAAUCAGCAGAGACGUAUGCUUCCUCGACACAUCAUCUCACGCAGUUCUAUCUGGGGUUUAUAGAUCAGCUUCUCGGCUCAACCGAGUCGUCGCGAGCUAUCGCCAGCAUACUCACUCUGAUCCGUCGAGAAUUCCAAAACCCAGCGACAGGCGAGGAGGGCGAAAGGGUUGGCAUGCUUGACCUUCUCCAGGGGCUUGCUCUGAUGGUGGUACUGCAGGUAUACUGCCGAGAUAUGACCGAGAAUGAUCACCGGAAACAGGGGGUUGACGAAGUCAUUUGGGAUGUUGUGGUUGACGUGAGCGGCGAGAGAUUCAACUUUCACCACAACAGCCUCUACGGAAUGCACAACGGAUCUUACAACAACCACGAAAGCAAGGAAACCCCGCCUACAAUGGAUAAAAGCACCAACACGGCCGUCAUGAAUGCUAUACAAAACCACAGCGUGCAACAUAGUAGCGACGAGGAUGAGGAGUUGCCGGAAGUACACCUCAAGAACCAGAUUCUACAGAGCCUACCGGAAGAAGCAAAAGUAACAAUAAAGACCGAGACAAAUACCAGCAAAACGAUCACGGUAGAGAUUAGUGGCGCAAGCCCCCCUCCGCUUUCGCCACCUCCAGGAGCAGAGCUGGUUGAACAGGGGCCUACAAAGGUAUCCAAAUCAAAGGAGCUGACCUCCCGUCGUCAGGAUAGCCUGACGGGUGAUGCCACGAGCUACCGUUAUGUCUACAGGAUGGAUCGCAAUAGCUUCAGGACAACAGACAUCCAUAGAACCGAGAGCGGCUCAGAUAAUGACUCAAACAGUGAAACUUUGGGACUUAUCGAGGCGAUCCAAGACUCGGGCACCGAGGAUGGCAGUGACCAGGAUACUUUGGAUAUACCACCACCAGUCCCACCUAAAGGCGAUAUGGCCUCGACCCGUUCAAGAACGUCGCCACCGAGUACUCGCAGUGGCACGCCUACCAAGGGAUAUAUGCAAUCUACCAGAGCUGGCACCAGCAGGGCCACGCCUCCUCCUGAAUCGGCAAACCAGAAACGCCAGAGGGCGCCCCUUAAACCAAAAUCGUCAGUUGCGCGCAAUGAGCCACCACCGAAGCCCAAGCAGCAGCAGCCGCUACCGCCGCCGCCGCCGCCGCCGCCAAAGAAGACCACCAGUUUCCGGGCUGCUCUCAAGAAGGGACCGGCACCAGCCCUGUUGCGCAGAGAAUCAGCCGACAGUGACGGAUUGACUUUGAAGUCAUCUAGAAAGUCCAAGACUGCACCCGUCAGCCCCGUCUCUCCUGCUGUGUCCAGCUUCUCUCCAUUGACACCGUCGGAAUCUCCAUCUGUUCCACACAUCGUUAUUCCUGGGCGCUCUUCUUCAACCGUUCAGUCUCUAGUACCCAAGCGUGAUGCACCUCCACCUCCGAUUGGCGUCAACAAUGGCAGUGCUAGUUCUGUCACCAAGACAACACCAUCAAGAUCCGGCGGCACACCUGAUCCUCUUCCAAGAAGCCACUCGCGCACGAGUUACUUUGCUGUUCAUGAGAGGAAGCGAGACUCGCUUGUUUCCCAAAGUGAUACAUACUCAAUCCAUACUCUUGAUAGUAAUCGGCCAAUCAGUCCGGCUAUGAUGCGUACUGAUGCUGGUUCUUCAGGGGCCGUUGGACUUCGGCCACAGAGUCGUGGGUCUUUGUCCAAGUCGAGAUCGGAGAAGGACAUCGCGGAGCGCAACCCGCUAUCGUCUUUGUCCGGGUCAUCGCAGUCCCGAGCGACAAACAACAGGCACCACCGAAGGUCGAGAUCUCAGAACCCCAGCAUCUGCACUCUCAAAACAAGCGACUCGCAGACUUCCCUGGUGCUAUCCUCGUUUUAUUCACGGAGCGCGUACAGCGAUGUGGAAUCUCUAAACGGACUGCGUAGCACGGGCAUAGUUCCGGGCAUGUUCCCGGCAUGCCCUUUUGUACGCAACAUUACGCGCUACAUGCUCUUUUCCUCGGCAUCUUACGGCUCCAGCUUCUUGAAGGUAAUGGGCAUCUCCAAGCAGAUGGCUUGGUCACAGGCGCUCAAUGAUGACACGCACCACGAGCUGUCUUCGUACGCGCACCACACCCAGUCUGACACUGGAUCGAUUCUGCUAUCUUCGUUUGUUGAUCCCCAAGGUGGAUCCGACUCUACCGGGUCGACAAACACGGGCGUGCCAUUGGCGCACUACAUCUCGCUUGAUAAAGAAGCCAAAGCCGUCGUGCUGGCAUGUCGUGGGACUCUGGGGUUUGAAGAUGUGCUUGCAGACAUGACUUGCGACUACGAUGACCUCUUGUGGCGUGGGAGAAGCUACAAAGUGCACAAGGGAAUCCACGCGUCAGCCCGCCGUUUGCUGUAUGGCGGCGAUGGGCGUGUGCUCGCGAUCCUAAAGGCAGCGCUCGAGGAAUACAAAGAUUACGGACUCGUUCUGUGCGGUCAUUCUCUAGGCGGCGCCGUCACUGCCCUCCUUGGAGUGAUGCUCUCGGAGCCGAGCAGUCUGCCAACGGGCCCCGCGUUUGUUACAUCGGCCUCUUCGUUGCAGUCGACUUCAUCUUCAGAACGCACCACCAAGGACCUCUGCCUCCCGGCAGGCCGGCCAAUCCACGUGUUUGCAUACGGCCCUCCAGGAACCAUGUCAGCAUCGUUGCGCAAGGCGACGCGGGGUCUCAUUACUAGCAUCGUCCACGGCGACGAUAUUGUGCCUUCGCUCUCACUCGGCGUGCUCCACGACCUGCAGGCGGUUGCUAUCGCAACCAAGAACGAUAAUAGCGAGGCCAAGAAGGACACCAAUGACCGACUGUGGACCGUUUUCCGGGCGGGAUUGGCCAGGGCCUGGCAGAGCAGCUACAGCGUCGGAGGUAUGCCGAGUGGCGACAAUGUAUCUUCCGAUACGGAGGAUGGACCCUGGACGUUUGCUGCACUAAAGAUUAUACGAUCUCAGAUGAUGAGCAUGAAACUGCUCCCUCCUGGCGAGGUUUUCACGCUGGAGAAGACGCGGGUCCACAGGCGGGAUGCAUUUGUGGCCGGGGGACCUCCUUCGAGCGAAGGGGGCGAUGGGUCGCCAACAGUCGGUGCCGGUGCAACUGGAUUCUUUAUCGACGGCACGCCAGCGACUCGGAUCGUGCUGAAGUAUAUCAAGUCUCCCGACGUGCGGUUCGGAGAGGUCAGGUUUACCAAGAGCAUGCUGACGGACCACAACCCAAAGCGGUACGAGGAGGCUUUGAGCUUGUUGAAGGAAGGAGUUAUGCCGCAAUGAGAUGGAAAGGUAUGGAACGAUGUGGCCUGCUGGAUGUGACUUGUUGAAGGAAUAAUGAUAUCCCGAGUGUUUUGGGGUUUUCCGCACGAGUGGUUUGUCUCGUUUUGCUGCUUUGGUUUUCUAUUGUUUUAUUCCUGGGUAUGGGGGAUGGGUAUUCUUGGGACUGGAGACUAUGGAACACAUUGGACUACAUAUGGAGGAGAAAGGUAAAGUUUGGAGGGUGGGAAGCUUAUGACAACGCAGACAACGAAGAAAAGGUCAUGGCGUGGGAUGGAAUACGGCAGUACAUGAUAGAAGGGCUACGGAGAUAGACCUCUGGAUGUUGAAAGACUAGACGCAACCAAUACUAUUGGAGUGAUUGAUUGAUAUCUAUAAAAACAUAUGUCCA
This is a messenger RNA of Pyricularia oryzae 70-15, 4724 nucleotides long. RefSeq lists its product as uncharacterized. Gene Ontology annotation, biological process: lipid metabolic process. The record is from RefSeq and is a predicted model, not a curated record. NCBI's taxonomy places the organism in Eukaryota, Fungi, Ascomycota, Sordariomycetes, Magnaporthales, Pyriculariaceae. The transcript is spliced from 2 exons. Bases 572 to 4336 code for a protein of 1254 amino acids.